This is a messenger RNA of Herpailurus yagouaroundi (jaguarundi), 6347 nucleotides long. RefSeq names its product cAMP regulated phosphoprotein 21 (gene ARPP21). The record is from RefSeq and is a predicted model, not a curated record. The transcript is spliced from 13 exons. Bases 1012 to 1974 code for a protein of 320 amino acids. Gene Ontology annotation, cellular component: cytoplasm. Gene Ontology annotation, molecular function: nucleic acid binding. NCBI's taxonomy places the organism in Eukaryota, Metazoa, Chordata, Mammalia, Carnivora, Felidae.
UGGCUGGCUCGGGGUGGGACGACGGAGUGACAGAGCCGCGGACAGGUGGGAGCAGUUAGACAGCUCGAGUCUGGGAGAGCAGAACGCAGAGGAGAGGCAGGAGGAGAGGGAGAGGGGGAGAGGGAGAGCGAGAGCGAGGGAGACAGCGAGCGAGCGAGCGAGCGAGCGCGCAGCACUCGCGUGCACCCUCCGCUCCAGACGCCCUCCGCUGUCCGAGGGAAGCGGCCGGGGCCCUGAGCGGGAGCUGGAGAGCGAGCUGGGCACAGAACCCGGAACAGGGACCCGGCCCUGCUAGCGGGACCGCGACGCGCCGAGGGACGGACAGACCGGCCGCGCGCGGACCGCCAGCCGGCCGGAGCGGAGCGCAGGAAAGCCAGAAUCCCGCGCGGGGCCGCGCGACAGGCAGGCAGACGGACAGACGCGCGGAGGGGCGGACUGCCGGACCGGAGGCGGGGGGCAUCGUUCGCCCCGCGGAGCCAGCGGGACAGAGAAGGCGGCGGCGGCGGCGGCGGCGGCGGCGCCCCCUGAGCUCGUCCGGAGCGGCGACCAGCGGCGGGGGCAGCGGGGUCGCCAGCCAGAGCCACCACGGUCGCCGCAGCUGCGCGAGGAUCCCAGCCGCCGACGCUGCAGAGAGCUCGGUUUCCUAGCAGUUAAAUAAAUCGACCAAAAAAAAAAAAAUUGCCAAGCCAAACAAAUCAGCCAAUUCAAUCACUGAGAAACGAUAUUAGUAAAAACCAGAAACUAAAUCAAAUCAAUCGAGGCACCAAGACGCUGGGGGGAUACCCACUGUUAUGUCAAGGUUGACGAUGGGUCACGCCGUGUAAGGGAAUCGCAGGGAGAUGGGCAUUCUGAACUGUUAAUGGGGACAUGGGACUCCAGUUGUCUCUGAUCACUGGUGUGGAUUUUCCCGGGGUAGAGCGACAGAAGCCGCCAGUAAGUCGCCAAGACCUACGUCAGGAGCUCUGCACGAAAGGGCAUCGAACCUUGCGAUUUUAAUUUGCGUCCGGGAGGAUGUCCGAGCCAGGAGACCUGAAUCCGGCCAUCGUGGAGGAAGGCGGGACUGAGCAGGAGUCGGCCACCCCAGAGAAUGGCAUUGUGAAAUCCGAGAGUCUGGAUGAAGAGGAGAAACUCGAAUUGCAGAGGCGGCUGGCAGCUCAGAACCAAGAAAGAAGAAAAUCCAAGUCAGGAGCGGGAAAAGGUAAACUGACUCGCAGCCUUGCUGUCUGUGAAGAAUCCUCGGCCCGACCAGGGGGAGAAAGUCUUCAGGACCAGGAAUCAAUUCAUUUACAGCUUUCCAGUUUUCCCAGCCUGCGAGAGGAUGAUAAAUCUAGGAAAGAUGACUCAGAAAGAGAAAAAGAAAAGGAUAAAAACAAAGAUAAAACCUCUGAAAAGCCCAAGAUCAGAAUGUUAUCAAAAGAUUGCAGCCAAGAAUACACGGAUUCGACUGGCAUAGACUUGCAUGAGUUUCUGAUUAACACAUUAAAGAAUAAUUCCAGGGACAGGAUGAUACUCUUGAAAAUGGAGCAGGAGAUUAUUGAUUUCAUUGGUGACAACAAUAAUCAUUAUAAAAAGUUCCCUCAGAUGUCAUCCUACCAGAGAAUGCUUGUCCAUCGAGUGGCAGCUUACUUUGGGUUGGAUCACAAUGUGGAUCAAACAGGGAAAUCUGUUAUCAUCAACAAGACCAGCAACACCAGAAUACCAGAGCAAAGGUUUUGUGAACAUUUAAAAGAUGAAAAAGGUGAAGAAUCCCAGAAGCGGUUUAUCUUGAAGCGAGAUAACUCUAGUAUUGAUAAAGAAGACAAUCAGCUUUGUCCUUCAGUUGUGCACACUCAGCUGGAUUCUCAAUACGGACCGAUGACCAACUGGUGUAGCCGUAAAGAACAAACCUUGUUAUGCAAAACAGAGUGCAUCCAUUUAGAGAUGACAGACGAAGUAAAUCAAUUGAAGAGAGAGAAGAGGAGUAUCAGAGAGUGAGGGAGAGAAUAUUUGCACACGAUGUACAGGCAUUGUCUUGUAUCCGAGUUAAAUGAGAAUACUCCUCUUCCCCCUCAGUUUCAGAUCAAAUCAGGUCUGUGAGCGGUUCGUCAAGGGAAUAACCGGAGUGAUUUCCUCUGUUCAAAUCCCAGCAAAGGAAACGUGGUGGGGAUUUAUCUUCCUUUGACGCCCGCCCCCCCCCCCCCCCGCCGCCGUGGCCAAAAUAAAAUGCAGUGAAAUUAAAUGAAAGUGAAAAAGUGAUUUUUACAAAGCCGGAUUUAAAUGCAAGAAGGCGAAAAGGGCAAGCAGGUGCCAUUAGCCUUUGCGUUCGAUGCUGUCACUUGGCGGCCUCCGGAGAUGUCGCGGCUCUUCCCUCAGCAGAAGUAAAGGUGUGAGCUGCUUUGUGUAGUUCCUCGUGGCUCCUGCUGCCUUAGCUGGGCCUCCGCCUCCCGUCGGGCUUUGCUCUGGAGGCCAUUGCCAAGCCAGCAUGGAGACGUAGGCUCCACUGCGUAGCAUGGAGAGGCCUUCUGACCUUGGAGUUUUCGGGCCCCAGCCAGUUUCCCUGGUCCUCCAGAGCACGCUGGCGCCUUCAACAGAAAACCGCAGAGGCAAUUCCGACCCCACCGACGGUGCCUUUCUUCCCUGUCUACACGGGCUGCCUCUCUUCUAGAUCCCCGCUGCCUGUCACGGGUGCAGGGAAAUAGAAUUUUAGUGAUCGGGUGAUUUGGCUCAGAGCUCUGGAGUUGGCAGAGUGGGAGAGAGGCGGGUGGAGGUGGCUGUAGAAGGACGUUGUCCACGUGCAAGUCUAGAAUAUUCUGCGUAUGUGUGGGCUCCUUGGGCUUCUCGGACAGUCAGAGUUAUUGAUGGCGCGAAGCGCAGCCCGACCCAUGGUAGGCUUUUCAUCGUGUUUCCUGGAUCCAAGGAUAGAGUAAUGAGGGGCUUGGAGGUGGUGUAGCCAGGCUAGCUGGGGGGGGGGGGGGGUGCCCCCGGUGGACUGGAAGGCAGCGAGCCUGUGCCUGGCCGAUGAGCUUCACAGAGAGAGAGCUGUCUGAAGGCUAGUUUGUCCUUUCUUCUCUUUCUUUCUUCCUCUCUGCCCGUCCUUCUCUCCCCCUGCCUGCCACGUGCAGACACGCACACACAUGCACACUUCCCUCUGACUCUCACUCUAGCAAGUCAUAAAGUUUAUGAAUGAGUUGUGUUGCAAAGCAAAUCCUAAUCACCCAGAUAAUCUACAAACAUCGUGGUAUUCUUUCAAAGUACUGCCAUGCCACAUUGCCAAACACUCUGGGGCUGGGUGGCCAGAGAACCAGCCCUGAUGCCUGCCUGUGAGGAGGGUGAUUCUCGGGCUGCUGCCCUUUCGUGUGCACGUGGCCACGUCCCCAGAGAGGUCAUCACAGGCGGGAGGGGGGGGGGCGAAACUCCUUGUACACAUUGCAUUUCCCUACAGCCCCAGCAAGGAACCCGGGUCUCGGGUUACAGACUGGAGGCAAAGCUGCUGUUCCGAGCCUCUAUGACUAACUGCCGAAUUAGCAUAUUUUUUAAAAGCAAAAGCAGAUUGAAGUGUGGGAAGGCCUAAAUGCCAAGCUAUUGCCAUAGCCUUUCCAAUUCAUGACGCCAGCCAUUUGGCAGCCUUCUUUGACAUGCGGCGGUGGCUCCUUCCCUCUGCAGGAGUAGAGGUGUGAGCUCCUCUGAUAGGCUCUCCGGUGACCAGCACUCCGGCUUUCCUAAUUCAGGUGGGGCCCCUGCCCGGUUCUGGGACUACUUUUCCACCUGAUCUCUGGGGUGCGUUUAUUUUUCAUUGGUAUCCUGUACCCGGAGGAUACUCACAGGCAGGCUUCAGAGAUUAAAGCCGGUUCCUGACAUCAUCUGCAAAACAUUAUGUCUGUGAGUGUGGGUACAUUUUUGUAAGCAAAAGAUCUGGAUUGUUUAUAAGUUUUCAUGACCCUUAAAGGCUCAAAGCCGCUCUCCUAGAGGGAGAAACGAUGCCUGAUGCCUGUCUUCCUAGGCCUGCAGCUCUGGAGAAACAAUGCAGUCCGAAGGCUGGUGUUCCCUGUGUUUUCGCUCUUAAUCGCUACUCAGCAAACUAUCCCCAAAUUUGACAGCUUAGAUCAAACAAAACGCUUUUUGCCUCACAAGUUCUGUGGGUCAGGAAACUGAGAGUAGCUUGGCCGGCCAGUUCUGGCUCACGGUCUUUUGUGAGGUUACAGUCAAGCUGUCAGCUGGGGCUGUGGUCUUCUGAAGGACCCCCGUGGUUAUUGGCAGGCCUCAGUUCCUGGCUGGAUGUACCGAGAUCUCAGUUCCCACCAUGUGGGCUUCUCCAUAGGCUACGGAGCGUCUUGAAGACAUGGUAACUAACUUCCCCAGAGCCAGUGAUCCAAGAGAAAAAGAGCCCAAGGUGGCAGCGAGAGUCUCUUAUAACCUAAUCUGGGAACUGACACCUUGCCUUCUGCUGUGUUCGGUUGGACACACAGACCAAACGCGGUGCCGUGUGGGAGGUACUACAAAACGUGAAUGCCCAGAGGCAGGGAUCAUCGGGGGCCACCCUGAGUUAACAAGAUGUCACUGUAUCUUUUAUUAACGCAAACGCAAAGACGGAACCAGCGAUACGAACUUUCUUGAAUACAUGCAGUAAUAAAUCUUCCUUACCACGUACAUAAAAACAUUUUAGAGAGACUUAAUUUAUGUAACUCCGGAUUCCCAAGUGACCGUUUCUGCUCUCUGAUUGUUGAGGUACACAAGGUAAUAAAUCAAAUAUAGUAAGUCAGUUGUAAAACCAAUGCAAAGAAUCCAGCAUAAGGAAUCUAAGUUACAAACAUACAGUCUUUUUCUUAGCUGGCCUUUAAUUUAGUGUCUUCGUAAUUUAAGAACUGAGGUCGUGAAAGCAACUCCCCUUGCCAACCUAUUAUUGUUUAAGCGGUGGAGUUAUUCAAACAGGUUCAAAUAUGGACAUAUUUAUGUAGAGGUAUCUUUUUCCUGCUGGAAGUUAUAAUAGAGUUACAGAGAAAUACUCCCCGGUACUUACACUUCAGCAAAAUUAAAAUUUAUUUGGGAAAACGAGUAGUGUUCUUGAAUAGUUUACAGGUGUAUCUUGGUGUCUAAGGGGUGUGUGUGUGUGUGCGCGUGUGUGUGCAUGCGUGAGCGUGCGCUUUUUUUAUGUAGGUCCACAAUCAAAAUACACAGAUUAUUUGGGGAUUUUCUAGAAAACUAAUUUCAAAUAUAGUUUGAGAAUUCGGGUGGCUUGAGAUAGGACACAUUUGUUAUUUGACAAUGAAGUUGUUGUAAGUCAGGGCACACUGCAAUUUAGUUCUCAAAUAAAAAAUAAGUGAGUUUUUGUAGUCAGAGAUAUUUGAAAUAUAACUGUUGUUUCCUUUGGCAAGAAUUUCAGCUUAUUUUAUGAUCACUUCAAUGCAAUGUUGCUGGCUUUGGCAAGGUUACGCUGAUAAAGCAAUGUGUUUGGGAAAGACGUGUUUUGCCUGGAGGAUGCUUUCUGAAGGAUAUUUAUAUAUAAGUAGAGAUUCUUGGAGGAGCUCAUCCACGGUCUUCCUAGCACGUACUGGGAUCCCUCUUCUGUGACAACCGACGAGAAGGCGUGUGGUGCACCCAGAUUGGGGUGGGGUGUGGGAGAGAAUCCUGUAACCCAUUAGGCAAAAUCGUUUUCUCCUUAAAAAUUAAAAAAGAGCCCUUUAUAUCUGAGAAUGCAUAUAAGUGACAGCUUUAAAAGCUGCACUUAAUUACUAUGACAAUUUUGUCUUUCUCUGCUGUUUAAAUUUGCAAGUUAUUCGCAUAACUUUUUCAAAAAGUUUAUUUUCAUCAGCUACUGAAUCACGGCCCGUAACCGUAUCUGUCCUAUUUCUGCAAAUGUGGCAGAAGGAUCAUGUGGUAGAUUUUUAGGGCCUUUGCACAAACAUUGGAAAAUACUCUUGAGAUACGUUUUUGGGAAAGUUAUCUUUGACUUGCAGGUGCCUUAUUGUUAUUAUUAUUUUUUUUAAUUCAAAGAGUUAGGGCAGCUUAACUUUCCCCCGAAUACGACUAGGUUAAUGAGUCUGAAGAGGUCAGUAUGUCUUUGAUCAACUCCUUCAAAGAAGGAGAGUGUCAUGCCAAUACCCGGCAUGAACCGCAUAAACGUAAUUGACCUCUUUCCAACCACGUGAGCUGAGUAGUCGGAGACUAUGGAGCUCGGAAUGUGUACCCGAGACAAUUAGUUCCAUGACUUGACUCAAACCAGGAGUAAAACCAAACUAAAGGAGGCAAAGACAAUGGAAUAUUUUGCUUACUAUAAAGAGAUCUUGGCAGGAAUGAUGCCAGUGGUACAGAGAUUGUCCUCGUUUUUGUUUAUGCACAUAAACAUCGAAUUAAAAAGAAAGAUUUUCUGU